Messenger RNA from Drosophila ficusphila, 3770 nucleotides. RefSeq names its product RNA polymerase II-associated protein 1. NCBI's taxonomy places the organism in Eukaryota, Metazoa, Arthropoda, Insecta, Diptera, Drosophilidae. The record is from RefSeq and is a predicted model, not a curated record. Gene Ontology annotation, cellular component: nucleus. The transcript is spliced from 13 exons. Bases 37 to 3687 code for a protein of 1216 amino acids. Gene Ontology annotation, biological process: transcription by RNA polymerase II.
UUGUUUUGAAAUACACUAUAUUGUUUUCCGGGCAAAAUGUUUAAAAAGCUGAAACCAGGCGAAAGUGAGGAGGAUGUGCUGCGAAUGGCAGCUGAGUUUAAUGCGGAGAAAGCGAAAAAUCCAAAUUUCCAGCCUGCGGCGGCUUUUGUGCGGAUGGAUAAGGCUCCAAAGAAGUCUAUGUUUGCCCAAAAACGUGAACAAGCUAAACUGGGACGCAUUACCUCUGUCGUAGAAAACAAACCGGUAGAAAGUACGCCGGCGGCUAAAGUAAUCCAAGAACGACCAACAAGUGUCUUGAAAGAAAGCCAACCACAUGUUAACCAAGCUCUGCUGGACGAAAUUCAGGAAAAUAUUCUGGGAGAUGUAAAAGGCAGUAAACUGAAUCCAAGUUCUCUAGGCAAUGUAUUGGGUGAACUGGUAGAAAGAACUGAUGGAUCUAGAAAACCUGCAAACCACGAACCCAAACUGGUCAACAGCGGCAAACCUCUUAGCAUUUUUGCAAGACAACUUUUAGGAGCAAGUUCUCAAAAUCCUGAACAAUCAAGGACUCCUACAAAUGUUGCAGAACACGAUAGAAGUUCUAUUGUAAAAGAUGUAAGGCUCGGCAAAGAGCUACACGAAGAAAACCUAAAUGUACUUAACCAAAUGAGCGAAAGAGAUAUUAUGGCAGAAAAAGAAAAGUUGCUGGCUUCGUUGGAUCCUUCGUUGAUUGCUUUGCUGACCAAGAAACUUCAAUCUAGCCAAAAACCAGUGGAAAAAAAGACAUCUCCCAAGAUUAUUGAGGCACCACCACAGCGUCCGAAAGUCACACCAUCCUCAGAAACACAAGAUUCACCUAUUGCUACUCUACCGGAUUCAAAUCCAGCUCUUGAACUUCUACAACAGAGUGAUGCAGGCAAUUGGGUAAACUUCAACCUCGUGGAAGAACACAAACUAGCGUGGAUGCGGGACAUUCCCACCAAGUUAAGCGAAUUGAAGCCAGGACAGCAGUUUAAUGCACGCUUCGAUUGGAAAGGUGUGCUUCUACCACAUACUCUUAAGGAUCAAGAUUCAUCAACUCAACUAGAUGACCGAGAGCUGUAUUUGCACGGAGAAGAGGCAGACCGCCCGGGCUAUACACUUCAGGAGCUUUUCCGUUUGGCAAGGUCCACUGUCUUGCAGCAACGGAUCUCUGCUUUCGGUGCAAUAGCGGGAAUAUUUAGCAUCUAUAACCAGGGCUUCUACGAUCAAGUACUGUCCCUACCAAUAUCAAAAAUAUUCUUUCUACUACGAUUCGGGCUCGAUGAUAAUGCCCCCGCUCAACUUGAAGUUGUGAGCCGAGCUCUGGCCAACUUGUUUUAUAAUGAAACGGAUGAAGUGCUACUCGAUCACAUUCAGGAUAAUGCCUACUGCCACUGGCAACCAACGCUGCAGGUUUUGGGGAACGGCAGCGAUGAUAAAGAAGGAGAUACAGAUACCAAUUCGAUAGCUUUUCUACAACGCUACAUGAAGCUACUAACCACCAGUCAAUCUGUGCGAGCGGAAGUUAAUGAAGAUGAGUCGGAAAGUCGCAUGUCAAUGGAUGACUUUCAACUGGCGGAGACAGAUCUCAUAGAAUGUCUGCUUAGAACAAAUAUAUUGCAAAGGGUUCGGUUUAUUUUGGACUCAGUGAAACCAGACAACAGCACAGUGGAGUCCUGUUUGAAAUUGCUUAUACGAAUCGCCCGCACAAGUAUCAAAGUGGCUCGUCAAUUAACGAAUGAAAGCCAUCUUAUAGAAAUACUCUUUACGCAUUUUCUGCCCUCUUCCAACGGAAACAAUCAGUUUUAUGGUCAGCCUCAAGUUUUAUUUCUAAAAUUGAUACGGUUGUUGGUUUGCCAACAUCUGGAUUUAGCCAAGAUUCUUUCUAAAGGAGUUUUAAUUGUGCGCCUCCAACAAUACUUGUUCCUUCAGGAUACUAAGGUCCAGAUGGUGCGUGUUCAGAUCGAAGCACUGCGCAUCCUGCGCUGUCUGCUGCUCCUGGGAAUCGUGGAUCGGGAUAUUUUCAGGCAGUUCCUGCCCGCGCUUCGCCAGCUGCUGGAUUGGCAUGGAAAUCACUGUGCUUUCGAUGGAGUGGGCGGUUCGGGGCUGGUGCGACAACACGCAGCCGCCCUGUUGGUCGCACUGGUGGCAAGUGGCGAGAGCGGAGUGUGCGAUGUCGAGGGUCAGAAGCUGCUCGUGGAACCGCUGCACAAUUGCUGCUGCGGCUGGCUGCAUUCGGCGACGCGUGUCGAAAAGAUUAAAGAUUUUAGCCAGAUGACUCUUCUGAGUGCAUCCCUUUAUGCCGUCUCCUGGUUUUCUCGAAAUGGCUUUUUGGGAAUCACCAGCUUCCAGCCCUUUCUGCGCAGUAUUCUGCCGAAAUUUGUGCAGUCCAGUGGUUUCAUAGCAAGCGUGCAUGACUUGGCAAAGAGCUCUGUGAUGCUGCGACUCCCUCUUGAUCGGCGCCACGUGCAUGCAGCGUUGCCUAAUGUGGGCUCGGUGUUGAUGCACGACUACGGACCCCAGCUGAUUAUCAGUGAGUCGUACCCGGUGCACCUGUUAAGUAAUCUCUGGGCCCUGCUCGCUGUUUCGCUGGAAAAUGGCGAGAAGCCAUUGUUUGGGGCGCUUAUGCAACCGCCGGUUUUGGAGCCGCUCGCCGUGUAUCUGCGCCAGUUGAGCUCGAAACUUAAUCGGAUCCUGGCCACCAACUUUUUUGCCCGGAGCGAGUUGAGGUUCAUUCACCAGCUGCUUACCACAGACGGAAUGGAGACCUACUUGGAGCGCCAGCAGUUGUUGCAGUUGGUGUACAACUACCUCUGCUGCCUGUCCACCGCCCACGCCACGCAAAUCAAGAGCACCUUCGAGCGAUUCAUCUUCAAUGCAGAAUUCGUAAAACUGGACGAAGCUAGUUUAAAACUUUUGCAGCAAACCUGCCUGGAAAUGGUCUAUCCACACAUAAUAGCUGACAACUCAGAGCCGUCGUUAUCCUUGAGCUACACCCAAGCGCCCAUCCUGCCCGCCGACUGGCCCUUCUUCCAGCUGCGGCUUAUCCUUAGCAAUUACUUGCAAAAUGUGCAGCAGCGACCGGCGGCAAUAUACUCAGAGAACCAGGUGGUUCGCAUGACGUUGACUUUUGUGCGGCAACUGGAGCAAGAGGGCCUGCAGAUUGUUAGCCCUCUGGAGAAGCUCAUGUAUCUGAUGAUUGCCUUCAUGGGUCCUGACUCACAAUUCCUUACGCCGGAUUUGCAUGAGCUGCUGCGCGAUAUCCUAAUGGAUUUCUACGCGCAGAACGCCGACCAUGACUUUGACUUUGAUGCGGAGCUGGUCGAUAAGGCUAGGUUCGAGCCGCUGUACUAUCUGUUUGUCGAACACUUUGAGGCGGCCAGCUAUGGCGAUGAGUUGUUUAGCUCACUGGUGCUAUUGCCCUUGGCCCAAAAAUACAAUAACAAGUGGCGAAGGCGUCUUUGGUCCGAACACGUGCAAGCUGUGCGGUUUAUAAAUUGCGAUGAGAAUUUGCUGAUGGGCGGUUUGUCUGCUUAUUUGGAGCCCGUGGAAGAGGAGCCUUCGCUGGUGAAGCUAUACGGUGAUGCAUUGGAAGAACAGCUAGUUCGUCCUGGCAGCAUUGCCUAUCGGAUAGCCAAGCACCACUUCAACCAAUCGACGGCAGUGCAAAAAGCCAAAUUGUUUUGACUAUCUGAACACUAAUUGCUGAUAGUCCUAGUAGUUCUUCAGUUGCUGUGGUAAAACUGCGAUAAAGAUAUUUAACUUUAGAA